Molecule: messenger RNA, 923 nt
Organism: Maniola jurtina (meadow brown)
Lineage: Eukaryota; Metazoa; Arthropoda; Insecta; Lepidoptera; Nymphalidae
Product: androgen-dependent TFPI-regulating protein-like
Exons: 6
Coding region: 171-917 (248 amino acids)
Cellular component (GO): endomembrane system; membrane
Source: RefSeq, a predicted model, not a curated record
GUCUGUUUACUGAAGCCCUUAUUUCAAGUUUUUAUACAGAAAUUACAAUUUAAAAUGAUUGUAUAACAGUUAGUGAGUAAACAUAAGGACGGAAGGACGUGUUGGUUAGAUUACAUUUUAAGGUCACAGAAACCGGUUAUAAUUUCUCUUCUUAGUCCACAAUCAACAUCAUGGGUGCAAUAACAUACCACGUCCACUGUCGAAUAUUAGGCAGUGUAAUAGCCUUAUUACUGCACUCUGGCAACAGUUUGGCAAUGUUCCUCGCGAUGAGAGGUGAUAUACUCAAAGAUCCCGACAUAGCUAACCUGCAGGCCACUCAAUUCAAGUAUAUGACCAUAUGGAAUGUGGCCUUCCAAAUGAUUUAUUCAGUAAUAAAUUUAGUGUGUGAUAUACCUCUAGUACUGAAAGUCAAAGAAGAAUCUUCAAGUAUGGUGUAUUAUUUGAAAUAUCUAAGGAAAUAUAGAAAAAUAUUUUUCGGGGCAGUCAUCUUUCCCACUGGUGUGGCGGUUUUUAUAGUAUUCUGGCCAUUCUACCUCUACAACAGAGAGCUGAUCUUCCCUGCAUUCAUAGAUAAGGCUUUAAGCCAUACAUCUAAUCAGAUCAUGCACACUGCUAUCCUUCCUAUUACGCUAUGGGAACUACUUUUCCUGCCGAGAACCAAGCCUAGCUCUCACGUAUUAUAUCUUGGUCAUAUGGCUGCGAUAUACAUUUCUUACUUAAUAGUAUUAUUCGCCAACUACGCCGAACGACGAACAUGGCCAUAUCCCAUAUUCAGCCAAAUCUAUGGAACCAUAUACUUCCCUCUGAUCAUAUUAGCGUUAGGUGUUUUAUACAUACUGCUAUAUUUAAUACAAUGGCCAUUAACAUCCUUGAUAUACAAUACGAAUUCUUGUGCAAAAACUAAAAAGAUAAGAUGAAUCGUU